AUGUUUAAGAAGGGUGGUUUUGUCCUUUUGAGACGAUGGACUCACGAGGGCGCCAAGUCGGCUAACAGGGCAAUGCAAUUUCCAUGUCUCGAUAAGCUUGAACAAGUGUCAGCUAGUUUACGAGAAAAAUCAGCCAAGAACUCCAGUUCAGCGUCACAUGCAGGUAAUAUACCGUCGAAUGAACCAGUUUAUGGGAAAGUUCAGUCUGGAUUCGAACUUUUUAAAUCUUCACAGCCUCUCUUUCUCGACUACGGUGGUGUUCUACCAAGCUUCAACAUUGCUUACGAAACUUGGGGAGAACUGAAUGCAGAAAAGUCAAAUGCGCUUCUGAUACACACGGGACUGAGUGCUUCGUCGCACGCUCGAUCCUCGGAUCGAAAUCCUCAGCCAGGUUGGUGGGAGAACUUUAUAGGACCAGGAAACAAAACAAUAGAUACUGACCGGUUCUUUGUGAUAUGCACAAAUGUUCUUGGAGGAUGCUAUGGCUCUACAGGUCCUUCAUCUCCGGACCCUGAUGAUGGCAAACCCUACGCAACGAGAUUUCCCAUGCUUAGCGUCCAGGAUAUUGUUAGAGCACAGCAUAGGCUAGUGAAGGAUCAUUUUGGUAUCACUAAACUCUAUGCUUCAGUCGGUAGCUCCAUGGGUGGUAUGCAAUCGCUGGCAUAUGCACAACUUUUCCCAGGUGACGUCGAAAAGGUGGUUUCCGUAUCUGCUUGUGCGCGCUCUCACCCAUCUAGCAUCGCAAUGAGGCAUGCACAGCGACAGGUUUUGAUGGCUGAUCCGAACUGGUCGCGAGGGUUUUAUUAUUCCUCCGCCGAACAUCCAGAGAAAAUACCGCCUCACAUAGGGAUGAAACUUGCACGAGAGAUUGCUACGGUCACCUACAGGUCUGGGCCCGAGUGGGAAUCUCGCUUUGGAACCGAGCGACUUGACGACGAAAGAACACCAACUCUUUGUCCUGAUUUUUUGAUAGAAACGUACCUUGAUCAUCAAGGCGAAAAGUUCUCACUAGAGUAUGACGCAAACUCAUUUCUCUACUUGUCGAAAACAAUGGACCUCUUUGAUCUUUCACGGAGUCACUUCGAGAGAAGUGCUAGAAGGAGAAAGGAAAAUUCUUCCUUUUAUGGAGGGCAGGAGGUACAGAAACAGUACUCAGAUGAGCCAUAUCCGGCGUCGAAAAGAAGAAGAACUACAACUUUGGAUCAAUCACGGAAGGAUUUAAAAGCAGGUUUGGAGCCCUUGAAAAAUGUUCGGCUGCUGAUAGUGGGCGUGAAAUCAGAUGGACUUUUUCCAUACUGGCAGCAACGCGAGAUCGUGGAGCUGCUCGAUCAAGCACCUGCGGUCAAAUACGUGGAACUCAACGAGUCGCAGUCGCUUUAUGGGCACGACACAUUCCUCUUAGAUACCCAAUAUGUGGGAAAAAGCAUUGGUGGUUUCUUAACCGAGGGGUACUAA
Messenger RNA from Lachancea mirantina, 1455 nucleotides. NCBI's taxonomy places the organism in Eukaryota, Fungi, Ascomycota, Saccharomycetes, Saccharomycetales, Saccharomycetaceae. The record is from the annotation of a GenBank genome assembly.